Molecule: messenger RNA, 583 nt
Organism: Symphalangus syndactylus (siamang)
Lineage: Eukaryota; Metazoa; Chordata; Mammalia; Primates; Hylobatidae
Product: ubiquitin-conjugating enzyme E2 L3-like
Source: RefSeq, a predicted model, not a curated record
AGCACCAAAUCCAAGAUGGCGGCCAGCAGGAGGCUGAUGAAGGACAACCCUCCAUACGAUAAGGGGGCCUUCAGAAUCGAAAUCAACUUUCCAGCAGAGUACCCAUUCAAACCACCGAAGAUCACAUUUAAAACAAAGAUCUAUCACCCGAACAUCGACGAAAAGGGGCAGGUCUGUCUGCCAGUAAUUAGUGCUGAAAACUGGAAGCCAGCAACCAAAAGCGACCAAGUAAUCCAGCCCCUCAUAGCACUGGUGAAUGACCCCCAGCCCGAGCACCCGCUUCGGGCUGACCUAGCUGAAGCGGACCGUAAAAAAUUCUGUAAGAAUGCUGAAGAGUUUACAAAGAAAUAUGGGGAAAAGUGACCUGUGGACUAAAAUCUGCCACGAUUGGUUCCAGCAAGUGUGAGCAGAGACCCCGUGCAGUGCAUUCAGACACCCCGCAAAGCAGGACUCUGUAGAAAUUGACACGUGCCACCGCCUGGUGUUCACUUGUGGCAGUUACUAACUUUUUACAGUUUUCUUAAUCAAAAGUGGUCUAGGUAACCUGUAAAGAAAGGAUUAAAAAUUUAAGAUGUUCUAAAAA